CGGAGGAGGUGGGAGUUCACGACCGGCGCCUUCUCCUUGCUCCUAGGGGUCGUGGCCUUGCUCCCGCUGUGCAAGGCGAGAGGGUCCGGGCGCGUCCGCGCGCGUGUGUGCGCGUGGGGCCUGUGGUGCGCGUGGGGCCUGUGGUGCUCGUGGGUCCACCCUAGGUCUCUGCGGGGGCAGAAGCAGAAGCCAUGGGCGGGACGGCCAGCACCCGCCGGGUCACCUUCGAGGCGGACGAGAAUGAGAACAUCACCGUGGUGAAGGGCAUCCGGCUUUCGGAAAAUGUGAUUGAUCGUAUGAAGGAAACCUCUCCAUCUGGCCCAAAGUCUCAGCGGUAUUCUGGUACUUAUGGUGCCUCAGUUUCUGAUGAAGAAUUGAAAAGAAGAGUGGCUGAGGAGCUGGCAUUGGAGCAGGCCAAGAAAGAAUCUGAAAAUCAGAAACGACUAAAGCAAAGCAAAGAACUGGACUCUGAGAAGGCUUUUGCCAAUGAGCAGUUGACCAGAGCUAUUCUUCGUGAGAGGAUAUCAAAUGAGGAGGAACGAGCUAAGGCGAAGCACCUGGCUAAGCAGCUGGAAGAGAAGGAUCGGGUGAUAAAGAAGCAGGAUGCAUUCUACAAAGAGCAGCUGGCUAGACUGGAGGAGAGGAGCUCAGAAUUCUACAAAGUCACCACUGAGCAAUACCAGAAAGCUGCUGAGGAGGUGGAAGCAAAGUUCAAGCGGUAUGAGUGUCAUCCCAUCUGUGCCGAUCUGCAGGCCCAAAUUCUCCAGUGUUACCGCCAGAACUCCCAGCAGACCCUCAGCUGCUCCACACUGGCCAGCCAGUACAUGCACUGCGUCAAUCAGGCCAAACAGAAAUGAAGAGGUUUUGUACCACCUCUGCCACUCAUUGGUGGCAACUGAGUGUAGUUUGACAACAGGUGUAUGGACCAGCCCUGGAAGACACAGCUUUGCCCCCUGUGUCUUCAGGGAGUCACCCAGGAAUCAGGUGAACUGCCGUGCUGUCUUUGAGGAUGUGAUUUUUAAUACAAGUAGCAAGGUAUUUUGUGAAUAUGGUUACUUCUCUGUGUUUUAUGUUUGUUCAAAAAUGUUCUUUUAGUGUCUUCAUGUUAGACUGGCCCACAGUUUUCACACCAGCCAAGGCCCAGCUCGUCUCUCUUAAGAGUCUGACAUUCUUAGCAUUACAUGACCUGGCUAAAAAAUUACCCUUCCAUAUAUGGUUGGGGUUACAGGGAGGAGAAAACAAAAAAGAUCUCCUAGACUCUUGUGAACACUUUAAACUCUUGCUUUUAUUUAUGUUGUGGUCACUGUGGAUUAUUUUGCAACAUUUGAAAAGAGGUAUGUUGUCACAUGGCUGUCGCUAUAGCCAUGAGACCUCAAUUGUAGAAUGAGGCACAGCCAUGUGGUAUUUGACCAGGCAGGUAGCAGCUUACAGUUCCCAUUGGUGUGUUGAAGAAAGUAAUGAGUAUAUAACCUGCAAAGUAGCAUCACUCACAAAGUGAUCAUUUUCUUUAGUAACUAAGUGCCCUUACUUGGCUUCAGUGUAGAUCUGCUUUAUACUGACUUCCGUUUUGUAUUAAUAAAUAAUGUUAUGGCAAGGUUGUCUGUAUAUCUGGAGUUUAUAGAGCUUCCCCUUUGCAUAGUUGGAGAGGCUUUCACAGAUGAAGUCACAAGGGUAUGAGGAUAAAUGAUACUGUGAUAUUGCCUGGUCUGACUCUUACAUGGUAAGUGCUCGAUUUUUAAGUUUUCCAACAAAUACAGAUUAGUUUGAGAGGAGCCUCACAUUCUAGUGUUCUAUAAGAUGACUUUCUGCUGAGUGGAGUCUUUCUCUUAAUAUGUGUCCUCUACAAACUACUUUGUCUGCUUUUAUAUCUAUUCUUCUUUAGUAGCCUAUGGACAUAGACUUCUUAGAAGCCUGUAAUCAUGGAUACUUUAGGAAAACCUUUAGGAUAAGCUGUUCAUCCUGUGCUUCUGUGACCCAGUAUGCUUCUCUGUCCUCCUUUUCCUUUUCUGCCCCUUUAUUUCAAUUUGUUUUCUUCAUCUCUGACCUUAAAUCUUUAUCUCUAAAGACCUUUGACCUCUUUCCCAAGCCUGCAACUUCCCUCUAGACAUUUCCUUCUGGGAUGUCUCAUCAUCUUCCCAGAUUCCCAAACCCAAAAUGUUAUCUUCCUCAUUCCCAAGAUGACUCCUCCCACUGACUUUCCUGUUUCUCUUGGUCACACCACCUUUCUCCCUGUCACUGAGGAGCCACCAUACCUAAGGUCUCGUCAUUGCUUUUUUAAAAUUUUCCUUCCCUUGUCUUUUUAUGGCUCUAUUUCUUGUUCCAACCCUAGCCUCACUUCUAAUUUGCCUCCUCCCUGGUCUUCCUGCCUCCAGACUCUCCUCCAUUGGAUCCAUUGUGCUAAGGAUGUCAGGGUAGCCUUUCUAAAUGACAUCUUCCUACUAAGGACAGUCAUUGGAUUCCUAGGUUUUUUUUAAUGGCCAACAAGGUAGUGUCUCAGCCUGACAUUCACAAUGGGCCCUUUCUAUACUCUUUCCAUUGGUACAUCCUGAAUGCCUGCCCUUUCCUCUAGCUAGGCCUGUCUCUCUCCUCCAUUUUUCAUCCCAUACAUACUGGGCUUUUCCCCUCCUCUGAAUGUUUACCAGUGCUGCCCCCCUCAUCCCUCUCUACCUUCUGUUCUAUCCAUAGUGAAAGAUGUCUGAGGAUCCUUCCCUGAUCACUCCAGCUGCAGAGAGUUAUCCUCUUCUGAAAUAGGCAGGCAGCACUCUGCUUUUGAAGCAAUACCUUCCCUGGAAGAGUACACAAAGAGUUGGGAAAUAGGAGAAAGACAAAAAAUUACUUUGUCCUAUAUAUUCUUUUGUUCUUCUUGAAUUUUAUACUGUGUGCAUGUAUUACUUAAUCAGUAAAAUAAAGUUUUAAUGUAUUUAGCAAAUGUAUUUUUAGAAAUAGCAAGUUAUUACUCUGUAUUAUGCCUUAAUUUUCCAUGAGCAUGUGUAUUGGUUUCCCCAUAUCACCUAAUUUGAUACAAUGAGUACCUAGUAGGACCUCAGUUAAGAGGUUGGGUGAAGAAGUGGCUGGAAGGGUGAGGGAUGGAAGAAGACAUGAACAAAUCAGAGGCGAUCUUGGGCCUGACCUAGCUCUUCUUCCUGAGUAGUUUCAAAACUAAAGGGGAAAGGAUCCCUUUUUUCUUCUUAAAGUUUCUUAAGAAUGGAGACAGUUUAUCUCCUGCCCCAGCUAGCAGAGUUCUAAUCUGACAGUUAAGAAUUUUUUCUGCCUAGGAUUAUAUAUAUAGGAAAUUGUAAAAACUCAAUCAGAAAACUGUUAGAAUUGAUCAACAAAUCCAGUAAAGUUGCAGAAUACAAAAUUAACAUACAAAAAUCAGUAGUGUUUCUAACAAUGAAUUUUCUGGAAAAGAAAUUGAUUCCAUUUAUAGUAACAUCAAAAACAAUAAGAUGCUUAGGAAUAUAUUUAACCAAGGAGAUCCAAGGUCUCUACUCUGAAAGCUACAAGACAUUGGUGAAAGGGAUCAAAGAAGAUACAAAUAAAUGGAAAGGUAUUCCAUGUUCAUGGAUUGGAAGAAUUAAUACUGUUAAAAUGGCAAUACUACCAAAUGCCAUCUAUAGAUUCAAUGCAAUCCCUAUCAAGAUCCCAGUGGUAUUUUUUUUAAUAUAGAAAUAGAAAAAACAGUCUGAUAAUUUAUUUGGAACCACAAAAGACCCUGAAUAGCCAAAGAAAUCCUGAGAAAGAACAACAAAGCAGGAGGCAUCACACGUUCUGGUUUCAAACUAUACUAUAGAGCUGUAGUAAUUUAAACAGUAUGGUACUGUUUAAAUGACACAUAGGCCAGCGGAACAGAAUCGAGAGCCCAGAAAUAAACCCAAGCAUGUACAGUCAACUAAUAUUUGACAAGGGAGACAAGAAUACUCAAUGGAGAAAGUCUCUUCAAUAAAAGGUACUGGAAAAAUUGGAUAUUCACAUGUCAAAGAAUAAAACUAGACCCCUAUCAUAUACCAUUCAAAAAAACUCAAAAUUGGUUAAAAACUUAAAUAUAAGAAACCAUGAACCUCUUAGAAGAAAACAUAGGAUAAAAGCUCCAUGACAUGGGUGUUGAUAAUUAUUUUUUGGAAAUCAUACCUAAAGUACAAGCAGCAAAAUCAAAAAUAAACAAGUGGGGCUACGUCAGACUGAAAAGCUUGUGUACAGCAAAAGAAACCAAAGUGGAAAAACAGCCUACAGAAUGGGAAAAAAAUAUUUGCAAACCAUGUUCCUGAUAAGGGGUUAAUACCCAAAAUGUAUAAGGAACUCAUACAACUCAAUAGCAAAAACAAACAAAAAAUCCAAUUAAAAAAUGGGCAAAGGAUCUGAAUAGACAUUUUUUGAAAGAUGUGUGAGUGGCCAACAGGUGUAUAAAAAGAUGCUCAGUAUCACUAGUCAUUAGGGAAAUGCAAAUUAAAACCACAGUGAGAUAUCACCUCAUGCCCAAAUGGCCAUCAUCAAAGAGACAACAAAUGCUGGCAUAGAUGUGGAGAAAAGGGAACCCUUGUGCACUCUUGAUGGGGUUGUAAAUUGGUGUAGCAACUAUGGAAAACAGUAUGGAGGAUCCUAAAAAAAAUUAAAUUUAAAACUACCAUAUGAUCCAGCAAUUCCACUUAUGGGAAUGUAUCCAAAGGAAACAAAAACACUAACUUGAAAAUACACCUGCACUCCCAUGUUCAUAGCAGCAUUAUUUAAAAUAGCCAAAACAUGGAGACAACCUGUGUCUAUCAGUGGAUGAGUGGGGAAAAAAAAGCUGUGGUAUACAUAUAGACAGUGGAGUGUUAUUCAGCCAUGAAAAAAAGACCUCAGGAAAUCCUGCCACUUGCUACAAUAUGGGUGGAUGUUGAAGGCAUUGUGCUAAGUGAAAUAAAUCUGACAGAGAAAGACAGAUACUGUGUGAUCUCACUUAUAUGUCAAAUCUGUAAACAAAAAACAAACACCAAGCUUAUAGAAAAAGACGUAAGAUUUGUGGUUACAAGAGGCGGCUGGGGACGGGGGGUAGGUGUAGGCGGAAGAGGGGUUGGAGGAAGGUGGUCAGAGGUACAGGCUUCCAGCUGUAAGAUAAGUACUACGGGUGUAGUGUACAACGUGAUCACUACAGUGGACACUGCAUGGUGAUACAGGAAGGUUGUCAAGAGAGUGGAUCCUAAGAGUUCUCAGUGCAGUGAGCAUUUUUGUCUUUUUUUUUUAAUUGUAUGUAUAUGAGGUGACAGAUGUUAACUAAACCUGUUGUGGCAACUGUUUCGGAAUAUAUAUAAAUCAAACCAUCAUGCUGUACACCGUAAACCUUAUACAGUGAUAUAUGUCAAUUAAUUCUCAAUAAAACUGGAAAAGAAAUUCUUCCUGUCUACUGUUCCUCACCCCCACCCACACAAAUAACUGCGUAGAAUGUAGGGGCCAUUUCUGUAGUUUGGGAAGACAUACUUAGCUCUGUGUAGCUCCACCCAGCAUUAUGAGUUCAUGAACAGCUGCAUUCUGCCUAGAGUGAGCAGAGGCUUCGGGGAGAAGACCUUGCCUUCAGUUGAGAGAUUCCCUCUUCGCCCUGCUCCACCCCACCCCGCCCUUACCCCCUUGGCAGUAGCUCUCCCCCAGUCCCUGCAGCCACCAGAAACGCUCCCACACAUCCCCAGUGUCCAGGGUAGUGAAACUGCACACACACUUCCCACUGCACCCCCGCUCUCACAGCCCAGGCCCUGUUCACCCUUCGGGUUCCGUUUGAUAUGGUGGGGGGAGGGGUCAUUUGGAUAUUAUACAUGACUAAGCAGUGAUGUUCAUUAAAGGCUAUUGUAUUUCCAGACCAGGAAGCAUAUGCCUUGCUUUAUAUGUGUUUGAGGUAGAUCUUUGAAAAGCGACACAAGCGGUACUAAAUAGUUACUGCUCGUACUUGGUCCCCUCCUUCUGCUGGUAAAUCUUAUGUUUUCUA
This is a messenger RNA of Hippopotamus amphibius kiboko, 5956 nucleotides long. RefSeq names its product coiled-coil-helix-coiled-coil-helix domain containing 3 (gene CHCHD3). NCBI's taxonomy places the organism in Eukaryota, Metazoa, Chordata, Mammalia, Artiodactyla, Hippopotamidae. Gene Ontology annotation, biological process: inner mitochondrial membrane organization. The transcript has 8 exons. The record is from RefSeq and is a predicted model, not a curated record. Gene Ontology annotation, cellular component: MICOS complex; mitochondrion. Bases 192 to 857 code for a protein of 221 amino acids.